UGAACACUUUGAAGAAGCUAUGAAAUAUGCUCGCCGUUCAGUUUCUGAUAGCGAUAUUCGUAGAUAUGAAAUAUUUGCCCAAAAUCUUCAACAGUCUCGUGGUUUUGGAUUGAGCUUUAAAUUCCCUGAAGAAACUGGUGGUCCUUCCGCAGAAAUACAACACGGUGUAAGUGGUGGAAGUGCUAUGGAUGUUACUAGUAGUGGAUUCGGUCAGGAUGGUGCUGAUGAAGAUGAUUU
Dentiscutata heterogama is the source of this 237-nucleotide messenger RNA. NCBI's taxonomy places the organism in Eukaryota, Fungi, Glomeromycota, Glomeromycetes, Diversisporales, Gigasporaceae. The record is from the annotation of a GenBank genome assembly.